AUGGGAGACCCGCCAGAGUUCCUGCCACUCAACUCCGUGCGUAGUCACGAAGACGAUAAGUUGGUCAAUUCGAUCCUACCGUCGUACCACAUGUUUCAAGCCACAAUACGAAGGAAGAUGGUGCCACAAGAGGAGAAUUUCAAAGAGGACCCUCCCACUUACGAGAUGUCGCCACUUCAUUCUGCUGGCAUAACCCCGAUUCCCUCGGGCAUUCAGUCACCACAAAGUGAAGGCGCCUUCAAUGCUUUCCCAUUCCCGAUCCAGGAUUCUGAGGAUGAUGAUGAGACAUUCAACCAGAGAAGUGCGGAUUUAUGGGAACAAACGGUCCUAGCAAAUGUCCACAAGCUCGACCAGUUGAGCGAGAAGAACCCAGCUUCGAAGAACUUGAAUGUUGAAGUUCACAUCACGAGCGCUGUCUGUCAAAAGGGUGUAAAGCCCAACAUCAUCGAUAUCUCGGACUACGAGUUCAAGCAAGGCGACUUCAUCCAUGGAUACAUUACUAUCCAGAACACAUCCACGGAGCCUAUUCCUUUUGAUAUGGUCUACGUUGUUUUGGAGGGCGAAUUGGCCGUGGUACAGGCAAACCGAGGUCCCGGGGAACCCUUUUACCAACCUACAGUAUUCAAGUUCCUCAAUAUGUUGGAUCUUUUUGCCUCGUGGUCCUACGCUAAUAUUGAUAGACUUGCCACAGACAAUGGUGACCCUCAUGAUUGGUGUUACGGUGAAACUGAUCCCUACGAUAACACCGUGCUUUCCAUAGACGUCAAAAGGCUUUUUCAACCCGGGGUCACAUACAAACGCUUCUUCUCCUUCAGACUUCCUGAAAAGCUCCUAGACGACAACUGUGAAAUCCACAGCUUAGACGUUCAUUGCCAACCUCCUCCAAGUGUUGGAAACCCAAGAAGUCUUAACGUUUACGCUCGGACGAAGCCUGAGGUGAAUGACCAAAAGCUCAAAGAUUUCUCUCUAAUAGACACUUUUGCAAGCUACAAAGUGGCCGCCAGAGUUAUUGGACGAGCAUCCCAAUACCUUAAUCGAGUUAACAAGGAUAGGUAUAUUCUUGCUGCCGACGUUAACCUACCGUUUAGGGUAAUUCCAUUUUCCGCUCGACCAGACUACCGAGAACAGUGGGAUCAGCAAGUAAGAGCCCUGUUCAAGGCUUUUGUGGAGCUGGUUGAAGAAAAGAUCAAGUAUGGCAAGCAAGUAUUGCGCUCGCGGGACGACGCAAACUCGUUGAAAAGUAUCUCCAACUCCAGCUCCACUUCAUUACCCAACAAUCUUACCCCAAUAUCAUCGGCUUUACAUCCUGUGAGACUGGGCCUGGAUCAGGAAAAGCUCAGGCAGCUUUACCGGGUCUCCGAGUCGAUGACAGGCAAAAGUACCUCGGUGAAAGUGAACGACUCGGCGGUAUAUCUGCAUUUGAGUCCAUUUAAAAAGAAGAGCUUCACAGGCUCCUCGAAGGUGCUCGGAGUUUUGUCGUUAUCGACCCCAAAAACGGAAUAUGCCAUUUCCUAUGUCCCACCUCCACGGUUCAGGAACCCAAUGCAAAACUACGAGACAAAGGUUCGCAUACCGUUAGACUUGACCUACUCGUUCGAGAAGUCUGCUACCAAUCAAAUUCCCCCGGAGCCAAAGAAGAUAAGCUGCGAGUUGGUAGUUUUGACUGCUCGCUCCAAGAAACAUUUUAUUCCCGUUGAGAUGAAUCACGAUAUGUGCUUCCGUGAACAGGUAGUAGAUGAUCUCAACUUGAAGAAUCACGGUGACGAGUACGACAAUCUAGACUCCAUCGUCAUACGUCCGUUCAACGACUAUUACAACACCAUUGUCAAACUCAUCAAGAAGAUUGGCUUCGAGAGCGAUGAGUUCAGAGUAGAGACACAGCUCUUCAAAGACAUCAAGAGUUUGGCAAUGCUACAGACAAAAAUUAUAAACUUGGUGGUUCCCGAUAUAUCCAUUGGUUCCAGUACAGACAAGAGCAGAGGUGUCUAUGAGCUGCCGGCCAGUGUCCCUUGGGUACAAGCCGAUUCAUCUCACUCGCAGUAUAAUAUCUACACAAAGAAUAUCGAGCUUCUUCUCGAUGUGAAUAGCUGCCAUAUGAAGGGAACGAGUCCUCCUCCACCAGGAAAGUCCGCUUUUGACUAUAUCUGUCUUGUCCCAGAUUUCCAACAGUGUCUUAUGGUCCGUUUCUACUACUUCCGUAUUUCUGUGAAGUAUGGAAAUGGCCUUGUGCAACUGGUAAAUGUACCAGUAGCUGUUAACUGCUAA
This is a messenger RNA of Candidozyma duobushaemuli, 2265 nucleotides long. RefSeq lists its product as uncharacterized. The record is from RefSeq and is a predicted model, not a curated record. The coding region runs from base 1 to 2265 and encodes 754 amino acids. Gene Ontology annotation, molecular function: ubiquitin-ubiquitin ligase activity. Gene Ontology annotation, biological process: protein polyubiquitination; protein monoubiquitination. Gene Ontology annotation, cellular component: ubiquitin ligase complex. Lineage: Eukaryota; Fungi; Ascomycota; Pichiomycetes; Serinales; Metschnikowiaceae. The transcript has a single exon.